GCAGCCAGCGAGCGAGCCCCCAUGCAGGAGGGCGCGACACUGAGGUUAACUCGGAGACGAGUACCGAAAACUUUCCAAGUAGGGGAGGCGCGCUAGGGGAGAGAUUUCGAGCAAGUUUGGGCACCAAAGCAAUCCCGCACUUGUGAUGGAUGUAGAACAAGGCAAAAGCGAGCUGGGGGGAACUGUCACGUAUUCUGCGGCUGGGUUUCGCGAAAGCAGGGUGGAUCUAUCCGUAGUUUCAUACCGGCAGUCGAAUCUUCAACCCCCUCACUAGCAUGGCGACGCCUGUCCCGCUCCCACUUCAAUAAAACAUCUCACCGCCAUCUUGGCCGAUGCUCUCAUGCCACGGAACGCAGAAUUUAAGGAAGUCCAUGGCGACAGAAGCCUAUAAUUAGCCCGCGCUGUUGGGUUGAAAUUCCGUUUUCGGGUGUGUGUGUGCUAAUGUGUCUCAUCUGGAGGUGCGCUAAGUGAGAGGAACGUAAAUUUCGUGCCAGCGGACGGAAUAGUACUCGAAGUACAAGAGUAGAGGUACAGGUACGUGCGGCAUUGGGUCCUCUGGUGGCGACGUGACAAGAGAGCCCUACCAUGAGAAUGGAUUGAUCAGAUCCGGCGGAGCAUGUGGACAUUGAAUUAGAGCGCAGUGGGUGUCAGCUGCGUUGGAAGGGUGCUCGACAUGACCUGCAGAGAGGAAGGUGCUAGGAGCUUUUAAGAUCAGCUCUGGGUCCGUGGACGUUGACACUAAUUCGACACCGCAGAAGAGUGAUGGCAAAAGAUGGGCUUGUUCGAUGCGUUAUCCCACCUGUAGACUCAAUUAUCCUGAUGAUGCUGUAAUUAGGCCAUGGUAGGGCAGGAGCGAAUGAUACUGCGCGAGUAAAAAUAAGUUUCCCGUGGAUUGCCGGAUGCUGCAAAGGUUGGAUAUUAGAAUUGGGGAAAAACCAAAAAAUAUGAAAUAAAACUCAUGGACUCUUUAUCUCUUGUCGUUGCCGGUGGUAGUGUACGAAAUUUGAAGGUUCGGGGAAAAGCUUGAAAAUACGGAUUAGCUAGUGCAGGUUAAGUGAACCUCUGCCAAUGUUGUGGACGUUUUUGUCCGAAGGGAGUGGUUUGCGAGUAUAUUAUUGCUGUCCAUGCACAGGCUCUCCGUGUGCCGAGCUCAUUUGAGUUUCAACUUGCGAUCGAAUCAUCAAGGAGUUUCUACGAGAUCUGGUAGCGCAGACUGCAUCUGCAACUGUCGAGUUUCAAGCGCCUGGUCUUGAGCCCUGACUUGCACUUGAACUUCCGAGCUUGCGAUUUCCUUCCCACAACUCAUGGGGAAUUCAGCGGCUGGUCGCUCUAAGACUUCGGAGAUGAAAAACGGAGACUGCAGCAAUGCAAAGUCGACGGCUUAUGUGUCCCUUGCCGCACGUAAACUGAGCUUUCUGGGCGCGAAGCGUAGAUUUGUGGGAAGUGCGAAGAAUGUGCUGUUCGGGACGGUUCUGAAUGUUCUGAUUGUGGCUGUUCCCUUAGCGAUUCUCAGCAAUUACCUCAGAAUUGGAAAUUCGUGGGUUUUCGGCCUCAGUUUGAUAGGAAUCAUCCCCUUGGCGGAACGACUGGGAUUUGUUACAGAACAGUUGGCGUACUUCACGGGUCCCACUGUAGGUGGCCUGUUGAAUGCUACCUUCGGCAAUGCCACUGAGAUGAUCAUCUGCGUGUUUGCGCUACAAAACAACAUGGUCCGGGUUGUGCAGCUGUCGCUCUUGGGAUCCAUUUUGUCCAACAUGCUGCUGGUUUUGGGGUGCUCUUUCUUGUUUGGAGGGUUCGCAACCUCGAAGAAAGAACAAACAUUCGAUAAGUCGGCUGCGCAUUUGAAUUCGAGCUUGUUGUUGAUGGCCGUCAUGUGCGUUCUCUUUCCUGCGGCUCUUCAUGCCACCGGGACGGAGGUUCACCUGGGGCAGUCGGAGCUCACGCUUUCGAGGAUCACCAGCUGUGUCAUGCUCGUGGCGUACGCUGGAUACAUCUGGUUCCAAAUCAGAAAUCCUCUGUCUCUUUUAGAAGAGGAUGUUGAAGCCGGUGAGGACGGAGAAUCAGAAGAGUUUGAAGUCGAUGCAUGGAGUGCAGUUUUUUGGCUGGCCUUUCUCACUGUCUUCAUAUCUAUUCUCUCGAAGUACAUUGUUGAUGCCAUUGAGGGUGCUUCGGUGGAUUGGCACAUACCCGUCGCUUUCAUAAGCGUCAUCAUCCUGCCAGUUGUGGGGAAUGCGGCGGAGCACACAAGCGCUAUCAUAUUCGCAAUGAAAGAUAAUCUGGCCCUCUCCUUGGCUGUGGCAAUCGGUUCCUCCACCCAAAUCUCCAUGCUUGUGAUCCCUGUCUGUGUGAUCCUGGGCUGGCCCAUGGGAGUGACCUUGGAUCUAAACUUCGAGUUAUUUGAGACGGCAGUGCUCUUCAUCUCUGUGCUCGUGGUGACAUUCAUGUGUCUGGAAGGAUCUGCAAAUUACUUCAAAGGUGUAAUGCUGGUGUUGUGUUACUUCAUCGUGGGAGCCAGCUUCUUCGUCCAUGUAGAUCCUCCGACCCAGUUAAAACCUUCUGCAUGAGAGACCCAGCGCCGUUGUAGAAAUAACCUGAGCUUUUCCUCUUGUACAGUCAAGGCCGCUUUAUCUUCCCUUCUAGUUGUUUAUUAGAAUCUAUGUCAACACGAAGUGCUGCGGGCAUAUGAAUUAGUCCCUUUUUCGUUUCAAGCCAAUUGAAUUGGCUCUCUUACCAUCAAAGGAUGGCAGUAAGAACAAAUCUGAUUAGCGAUGAGUGCCAACAGAAUCACCCCUGCACAAUCACCGAACUCACGAGUGGUUCGGCAGCCAGGAACCAGAUUUCGCUUCUGUUCCAAUGCAGUGAAGCGCCGUGCUACGCUGCAAUGGACAUGACAUAAAUAUAUUGCUCUGACUUUGCUUUUUAA
Molecule: messenger RNA, 2923 nt
Organism: Physcomitrium patens
Lineage: Eukaryota; Viridiplantae; Streptophyta; Bryopsida; Funariales; Funariaceae
Product: vacuolar cation/proton exchanger 2
Biological process (GO): intracellular calcium ion homeostasis; calcium ion transmembrane transport
Cellular component (GO): plant-type vacuole membrane
Molecular function (GO): calcium:proton antiporter activity
Source: RefSeq, a predicted model, not a curated record